Molecule: messenger RNA, 1926 nt
Organism: Tribolium castaneum (red flour beetle)
Lineage: Eukaryota; Metazoa; Arthropoda; Insecta; Coleoptera; Tenebrionidae
Exons: 3
Coding region: 115-729 (204 amino acids)
Molecular function (GO): protein binding
Source: RefSeq, a predicted model, not a curated record
GUGGAACCGUUACGCAGGUACGUACCGGUUUCCCAGUAUAAAAUAAUACUAGGCAACGAGGAGGGUGCUAUUGUAAGCUGUGUCUUCUCCGUCCCCAGUAGUUGAGCACCAGCCAUGGUUAGGGUGGCGUUCUCGCCGCACCCCUUACUGCUGGUCACAUUAGUGGUGGCUGUAUGUGCGUCGUUUCCUUAUGCCGUUAUGGCAAUAGACCUUAGUAGACUUUAUGGACAUAUCAGUUCUAAACGCAAUGGAGACGCAUGCCACCCUUAUGAGCCUUUCAAGUGUCCUGGGGACGGAAACUGUAUAUCAAUCCAGUAUCUUUGCGACGGAGCUCCUGAUUGUCCCGAUGGAUACGACGAGGAUUCCCGCUUAUGUACAGCUGCAAAACGGCCACCAGUUGAAGAAACUGGAAGUUUUCUAAAAUCGUUAUUAGCAAGUCACGGACCAAACUACUUGGAAAAGUUAUUUGGGAAUAAAGCACGCGAUGCAUUGAAACCUCUUGGGGGAGUUGAUAAAGUUGCGAUUGCGUUAUCAGAGUCACAAACGAUUGAGGAUUUUGGAGCAGCACUUCAUUUAAUGCGAUCUGAUUUAGAACAUUUACGUUCAGUAUUUAUGGCUGUUGAAAAUGGAGAUUUGGGGAUGCUGAAGUCGCUCGGGAUCAAGGAUUCGGAACUAGGGGACGUAAAGUUUUUCUUGGAGAAGUUGGUGAAUACUGGCUUUUUAGACUGAACUAUACCAGACCCUGCUGCUGUCUUCUUUGCCCACCCCCAACCACACUUGCCUUUAAGCAAGUCCUUUUAUUCUUACCUUCCUUACUAAAUCUGUCUGUCUAUCUUCGUAAGCAGCAGAGUCCGCAAAUCCGUCCCCACCAGCCCCCUUCUUCAAAAAUCCCCCUCAACUGUCUCAGAGGGAAGAUAAUCACAAAAGCAACGGCCAAGCAACCAGACUUAUGAAUACAUAUCAAGCACCAAGGUAUACUUUGGAUACAUCACAUCACAUAUCAUUAGUUUUUAAACUAGGGAAUAUAUCUUAGAUUUAAAUAAUAUAAAAGGUGUGAUCACAAACUACAACGUAUAGUUUCUUACAAUGUUUCAAUCUCUCUGGAUGUUUUUAAUCAAUUUAAUGCACAAAACGCAAGUCGACACUUGCGUUGAGUGAUAUACUUGAUCGUUCAAACUGUAUAGGUAAUAAUUGUGAUCACUUUAAGAUAAUAAAAAUGACUCCCAAUACAAUUAGUGUGGCACUAAUCAAGUACAUCGCGAGGUGUAUGAAAAAAAUACCGGCCGGUCCGGCAGCCCCUCAAAUCAAUGCUCUCGUCAAUGCUAGGACCAAUGCAAAGGUCUUCUCCGAACCUCUUUGUCGUACAUGGUGCAGGACGACACUGCAGAUUCCCUUUGCAUUGUUUAUAUCAGCGAUUUUUAGAUAAUGUUGUGUGUGAAAUUAUGGCAAUCUGCGUGGAAUUCCAACUGGCGCCAGGUUUUGCGCGUUUAAAGGGCCUGACGCGCCCCCUGCCGCCAACUGGAAGUCCAUUUUGCCAUUGCAAAUUAUGCAAAUAUUGUGAUUUCUCUGUACAUAUCAUUAGUAAGUGGCGAAAGACGCACCUUUAAGCUGAGAUAACGACCUGACAUUUGCCAACUACACGCUAUAGGUACGUCUUUUGACUUAAACGUCCGCACAAUCACAUCUGCACGAGAUAUUAAGAUAUAUUUUUUCGACUGGUAGUGAAGAUGUUUGUGUUCUGUGUGCGCCGAAUUCUCUAUCGAAGGUUAUCUGGAUUGAAAUAUUUUACAUAAAAGGCUGGUUCAUUAUGUAUACAUAUCAAAUGUUUUUUAAUAAAUAAAUAUAUAUAUUAUAUAUACAUAUAAUCAUGACACAAUUAAGUUGUGAGGUAGAAUUUCUAAUUAAAUAAAUAUAUUAUCAAAUAAA